Messenger RNA from Beauveria bassiana ARSEF 2860, 6609 nucleotides. RefSeq names its product Sec63 Brl domain-containing protein. Gene Ontology annotation, cellular component: nucleus. The transcript has a single exon. The record is from RefSeq and is a predicted model, not a curated record. Bases 1 to 6609 code for a protein of 2202 amino acids. Lineage: Eukaryota; Fungi; Ascomycota; Sordariomycetes; Hypocreales; Cordycipitaceae. Gene Ontology annotation, molecular function: nucleic acid binding; ATP hydrolysis activity; ATP binding.
AUGUCGGAACCUCAUCGCGAUGUCUCCCAGUACAAGUACUCGGCCAUGUCCAACCUGGUCCUCCAGGCGGACCGUCGAUUUGUCUCGCGACGAAAUGACGAGUCUACUGGUGACCCAGAGUCCCUCGCGGGGCGCUUGAGCAUUCGUGACAUGGGUGCGCGAGUCGCUCGUGACGAGGCGCCGAAGCAAAAGAGGCAACCCGGUUUACCAGACAUUCAGAGAGGCAGCAUUAAAGAAGGCCAGGACGUUCUUCUGCGCGAACAGCAAAAACGAAAGGCUGACAACGCCAACCUCCGAGCUACUGGCGUCCUUGGCGCAAACGAGCCCUUGGUAGAGGGUAUCACCUACCGACCUCGCACCCUCGCAACACGUGCCACAUUCGAUUUAAUACUCACUCUUGUCGCAACGACACUAGGAGAUGUACCACAUGAAGUCGUUCGAAGCGCAGCCGAUGCAGUUCUGGAAUACUUGAAAGACGAUGACUUGAAAGAUCUUGACAAGAAGAAGGAGAUCGACGAUAUCCUCGGCGCGACGCUGAACCCCAAGCAAUUCAACGAAUUGAUCAAUCUUGGCAAAAAGAUCACGGAUUACGAUGCUCAAGAUGAUGAUGACGACGUUGCCAUGGGCGACGGCACCGGCGACGCUGAAAUCGACGAGCGUCAAGGAGUUGCUGUCGACUUUGACGAUGAAGAAGAUGAAGACGAACUUGUCCCUGAGGUCCGCGACGACUCAUCUGAUAGCGAAGAUGAAGAUGAUGCCGACGAGAAUGGGACACCGAAGCCAGAGACUGACGCAAAAGAUGACGACAACGAGAUGGUUCUCGAUGCAGGUCAAUCCGGUGGCAAGGCCGACAAGACCGACAAGGGCACCAUCGCAGCCAGAGAUAUUGAUGCUUUUUGGCUCCAAAGAAAAAUUGGCGCUUUCUAUCCCGACGCUCAUGAGCAGACUGACAAAACAAAGGAAGCCCUCCGCAUUCUGUCAGGGGAGCCUGACGAUGCUGGCGGUGAAGACAGGUCUCUGCGAGAAAUUGAGAAUGACUUGAUGGAACUGUUCGAUUUUGAGCAUCAUGAACUUGUGCAGAAGCUUGUCGAGAACAGAGAGAAAGUCUUUUGGCUUACCAAGCUGGCCAGAGCCGAGAAUGCCGAAGCCCGCGAGCAGGUUGAGCGUGAGAUCGCCUCUGAAGGAUUACAACACAUUCUGAACGAGCUCCACGGCAAGACUGGCGAGGAUGGAGAGCAUAAGGGUAUGAAGAUGGAUAUCGACGUACCCGCAUCAUUUACAGCAAAUCAGCAAAAGGAAGAAGCCACCGAUGGCCGUCUUGUCGGUGGUCUUCAGCCGAGAAAGCUCAUCAACCUUGAUAACCUGGUAUUUGACCAAGGGAACCAUUUGAUGACAAAUCCCAAAGUUCGACUACCCGAGGGCUCUACUAAACGCUCAUUCAAGGGCUACGAAGAAAUUCAUGUGCCACCUCCCAAGAAGCGCAACGAUCCCGAUGACGUUCUUAUUCCAAUUACCGACAUGCCAGAGUGGUCACGCGCGCCUUUUGGAACUACUAAGUCUCUCAACAAGAUUCAGUCCAAGUGUUUCCCUACAGCCUUUGGUGAUGACGGCAAUAUGCUCAUUUGCGCACCGACAGGUUCUGGCAAGACCAACGUUGCUAUGCUCACCAUCCUCCGCGAGAUUGGGAAGAAUAGAAACCCUGAAACGGGCGAUAUUGAUCUGGACUCCUUCAAGAUUGUCUACAUUGCACCUCUCAAAGCCCUAGUGCAAGAACAGGUUGGCAACUUUGGCAAGCGUCUGGAGCCAUACGGUAUUCGAGUUGCAGAGUUGACUGGUGAUCGUCAGCUCACCAAGGCUCAAAUUGCUGAAACGCAAAUCAUUGUCACGACUCCCGAGAAAUGGGACGUCAUCACGAGAAAAGCCAACGAUUUGUCAUAUACUAACCUGGUUCGUCUCGUCAUCAUUGACGAAAUUCACUUGCUUCACGAUGACCGUGGCCCUGUUCUGGAGAGCAUCGUCAGCAGAACCAUUCGCAAGACGGAGCAAACCGGAGAACCGGUACGUCUCGUCGGUUUGUCUGCCACACUACCCAACUACCGUGAUGUUGCCAGCUUCCUGCGCGUCGAUGUUGACUCUGGUCUCUUCCACUUUGACGGAUCUUUCCGACCUUGCCCCCUGCGCCAAGAAUUUAUUGGUGUAACGGAUCGCAAGGCCAUCAAGCAGCUCAAGACAAUGAACGAUGUCACGUACAACAAGGUUCUAGAACACGUCGGCCAAAACAGGAACCAGAUGCUGAUUUUCGUGCACUCUCGGAAAGAGACAGCGAAAACUGCUCGCUACAUCAGAGACAAGGCUUUGGAGAUGGAGACGAUCAACCAAAUUCUCCGCCACGAUGCUGGUAGUCGUGAGGUCCUUCAGGAAGCUGGCAGCCAAGCUACGGAUAAGGACCUCAAAGAUCUGCUGCCUCACGGUUUUGGUAUCCAUCACGCUGGUAUGAACCGUAUUGACAGAACUGAUGUCGAAGAUCUCUUUGCCAGAGGUGCCAUUCAGGUUCUUGUCUGUACCGCCACUCUAGCUUGGGGUGUCAACUUGCCCGCCCAUACCGUCAUCAUCAAGGGUACUCAGGUCUACUCUCCCGAGAAGGGUACUUGGGUUGAGUUAAGCCCCCAGGAUGUAUUGCAGAUGCUUGGUCGUGCGGGUCGGCCCCAGUUCGACACAUACGGUGAAGGCAUCAUCAUCACCACGCAAACCGAGAUUCAAUACUACCUUUCUCUCCUCAAUCAGCAACUGCCCAUUGAGAGUCAGUUUGUUAGCAAGUUAGUCGACAACCUCAACGCCGAAAUCGUGUUAGGCAACGUCAGGACACGCGACGAAGGUGUUGAGUGGCUCGGAUAUACCUAUCUUUUCGUGCGCAUGCUGCGAUCCCCCGGAUUGUAUCAAGUAGGGGCCGACUAUGAAGACGACGUGGCUCUCGAGCAGAAGCGUGUAGACCUGAUUCACGCUGCGGCCAUGGUUUUGAAAAAGAUGAGUUUGGUCAAAUACGACGAGAAGACUGGGCGUUUCCAAUCAACUGAGCUUGGCCGCAUCGCCUCGCACUAUUACAUUACUGCCAGCUCUAUGGAAACUUACAACAACCUGAUCCAGCCUUCCAUUACCACCAUUGAGCUUUUUCGUGUAUUCUCGUUGUCAGCUGAGUUCAAAUACAUCCCAGUCCGGCAAGAUGAGAAGCUAGAGCUUGCCAAGCUUCUCGGGCGCGUGCCGAUUCCCGUCAAGGAGAGCAUCGAGGAGCCCCAAUGCAAGAUCAACGUUCUCCUCCAAGCGUACAUUUCACGCCUAUCCCUCGACGGCCUUGCGCUCAUGGCUGACAUGGUUUACAUCACCCAGAGUGCUGGUCGCAUCCUGAGAGCCGUUUUCGAGAUCGCUCUCAAGAAGAACUGGGCUUCCGUUGCAAAGACUGCACUUGAUCUUUGCAAGAUGGCUGAGAAGAGAAUGUGGCCUACCAUGACCCCCUUGCGACAGUUUCCCACCUGCCCGCGCGACGUUAUUCAAAAAGCCGAGCGUAUCGAUGUCGCAUGGGAUAGCUACUUUGACCUCGACCCUCCUCGCAUGGGUGAGCUUCUCGGAAUGCCCCGCGCUGGCCGUACUGUUUGCAACUUUGUGGCCAAAUUCCCCCGCGUCGAUGUACAGGCCCAAGUUCAGCCUAUGACCAGGUCCAUGCUGAAGGUUGAGCUCGCCAUUACUCCUAACUUUGAGUGGGAUGAUUCCGUACACGGUGGCGCGGAGAAUUUUUGGAUUUUCGUCGAGGACUGCGACGGUGAAGACAUCCUUUUCCACGACACCUUCCUCUUGCGCAAAGAUUAUGCCAUCUCCGAGUCAAACGAGCACAUUGUCGACUUCACUGUCCCCAUCACUGACCCCAUGCCGCCCAACUACUUCAUUUCGGUCGUGUCUGAUCGAUGGAUGCACUCCGAGACGCGCAUUCCUGUUUCUUUUCAGAAGCUGAUUCUUCCCGAGAAGUUCCCUCCCCACACAGAGCUGCUUGAGCUUCAACCUCUGCCCAUCUCUGCGCUCAAGACUGCAAGCUACAUCAAGCUGUAUCCCGAGUGGAGGCAGUUCAACAAGAUUCAGUCGCAGGUUUUCAACUCACUCUACAAGACGGAUCAAAAUGUGUUUCUCGGUGCUCCGACGGGCAGCGGCAAGACUGUUUGUGCGGAAUUUGCCCUGCUUCGCCACUGGGCUCAAGAGGACUCUGGCAGAGCUGUCUACAUUGCUCCUUUCCAGGAGCUCGUCGAUGCUCGUCUGCAAGACUGGCAGAAACGGCUCAGCCACUUGGCCGGUGGCAAGGAAAUUGUCAAGCUUACCGGAGAGACCGCCACUGACUUGAAGAUGCUCGAACAGGGUGACCUAAUACUUGCCACGCCCACCCAAUGGGAUGUGCUUUCGCGUCAAUGGAAGCGUCGAAAGAAUGUACAGAGUGUUCAGCUCUUCAUUGCGGACGAUCUCCACCUACUGGGAGGCUCACAGGGCUAUGUAUACGAAAUAAUCGUGUCUCGUAUGCAUUACAUCCGGACUCAGACCGAGUUGCCACUCCGAAUUGUUGCCCUGAGCGUCUCUCUCGCCAAUGCGCGUGACAUCGGCGAGUGGAUUGAUGCCAAGAAACAUGAUAUUUACAACUUUAGUCCCCACGUUCGGCCUGUCCCUCUUGAACUGCACAUCCAGACCUUUUCGAAUUCUCACUUCCCUUCACUCAUGCUUGCCAUGGCCAAGCCAACGUACGUUGCCAUCACACAAAUGUCGGCAGACAAACCGGCCGUGGUUUUUGUACCCAACAGAAAGCAAACAAGAAGCACAGCGCGUGAUUUGCUGGCUGCCUGCGUCGCAGACGAAGAUGAAGACAGAUUCCUUCAUGUUGAUGUUGAUCAAAUGAAGCCCUUGCUGGACCGUAUCCACGAGGAGGCUCUGGCAGAGGCCCUGUCUCACGGUAUUGGUUACUACCAUGAGGCGCUGAGCCAAAGUGAUAAGCGCAUAGUGAAGCAUUUAUUCGAUAAUGGCGCAAUACAGGUCCUUGUUGCCUCUCGCGAGGUGUGCUGGGAGCUGACGUGUACCGCCCACUUGGUCAUUGUCAUGGGUACACAAUACUUUGAAGGCCGCGAGCACCGAUAUGUCGACUAUCCCCUCAGCGAAGUGUUGCAGAUGUUUGGCAAGGCUCUGCAACUCUCUAAUGAUGGCCGCUGCCGCGGUGUUCUCAUGCUUCCGCAGGUCAAGCGUGAAUAUUACAAAAAGUUCCUCGGUGAAGCUCUUCCUGUUGAGUCUCACCUACACAACUACCUUCACGACGCAUUUGUGACAGAGAUCAGCACCAAAAUGAUUGAGUCUGGUGAGGACGCUAUCAACUGGUCGACUUUUACCUACUUUUAUCGUCGUCUGCUUGCCAAUCCCAGCUACUACGGUCUCACCAGCACAACUCAUGAAGGCCUCAGCAACUACAUGUCGGACCUCGUCGAGACGACUCUGCGCGAACUUGACGAGUCCAAGAUUAUCGAUUUCGAUGAUGAGGAUGGUUCCGUGUCGCCACAGAAUGCCGCCAUGAUUGGCGCCUACUAUAACAUUUCAUACAUCACCAUGCAGACAUUUCUGCUGUCAUUGUCGGCGCGUACAAAACUCAAGGGCAUACUUGAAAUUGUCACGUCAGCUACGGAGUUUGAGUCUAUUCAAGUACGCCGCCACGAGGAUGGCCUGCUCCGUCGCAUCUAUGACCGCAUUCCCGUCAAGAUGGCUCAGCCUACCUUUGAUACUCCUCAUUUCAAGGCCUUUGUUCUUCUCCAGGCGCAUUUCUCAAGAAUGCAGCUGCCCAUUGAUCUCGCCAAGGACCAAGAGACUAUCUUAUCUCGCGUUCUCAGCCUGCUAAGUGCCAUUGUGGAUAUUUUGUCGUCUGAUGGUCAUCUGAAUACUAUGAAUGCAAUGGAAAUGUCACAGAUGGUUGUGCAAGCCAUGUGGGAUCGUGACAGUCCUCUGAAGCAGAUCCCACAUUUCGGGCCCAACGUUGUCAAAGUCGCGAACGAGUUUGGCAUCAAGGAUAUCUUUGACUUCAUGGAGGCUAUGAAUCCUGACGAGAAUGCCGACUACAAGAAUCUCAUCAAGCGACUCGGCUUGUCUCAGAAGCAGCUUGGCGAGGCUGCCAAUUUCACCAACGAUAAUUAUCCCGACCUAGAGCUGGAGCAUGAGGUCUUAGCGGAGGACGAGAUCCGCGCUGGCGAGCCUGCUUAUCUUAACGUCAAAAUUGCGCGAAACCUCGAGGAGGAUGAUGGCGAAUACGAUUCGACGGUGCACGCACCAUUUUAUCCUACAAAGAAGAUGGAGAAUUGGUGGCUGGUUGUCGGCGACGACAAGACGAACAGCCUGCUCGCGAUCAAGCGUGUCACCAUUGGCCGUGAGCUGAAUGUGCGCCUCGAAUAUACGGUACCUACACCCGGUAAUCAUGAGUUGAAGCUGCUGCUCAUGAGCGACAGUUACGUCGGCGUGGAUCAAGAACGGCAAUUUUCUGUUACUGCUGCUGAGGGCAUGGAUGUUGAUUCGGACGAGGCAGAAGAAGAUGAAGAUGACGAGUAA